Molecule: messenger RNA, 1243 nt
Organism: Onthophagus taurus
Lineage: Eukaryota; Metazoa; Arthropoda; Insecta; Coleoptera; Scarabaeidae
Product: small ribosomal subunit protein eS6-like
Biological process (GO): translation
Cellular component (GO): ribosome
Molecular function (GO): structural constituent of ribosome
Source: RefSeq, a predicted model, not a curated record
ACAGCGGACAAAAUACGAUCGCAGUGUCCUUCCCCUGUUUUAAUCUACAGGACGCGUGCGCACAUCGUCUCCCCAGAAUGCCCGGUAAUUCGACCGGCGGCCUCUCCAGCGGCCCUACUUCAUUUUGUCGUCUCGUCAAGUGGAUACUGCAUCCGUUUAAAAACGUGAAUUAACCCAAGACAAAAUGAAGUUUAAUAUAUCUUAUCCGGCGACUGGUUGUCAAAAACUGUUUGAAAUUGUGGAUGACCACAAAGUAAGAAUAUUCUUUGAUAAGCGCAUGGGUUCUGAAGUACAAGCAGAUCCAUUGGGUGAUGAUUGGAAGGGUUACAUCUUUAAAAUUACGGGUGGCAAUGAUAAACAAGGCUUCCCAAUGAAACAAGGUGUUUUAACCAACGGUCGUGUUCGACUACUUCUUUCCAAUGAUCAUUCUUGUUUUCGUACUCGACGUGAUGGCGAACGUCGCAGAAAAUCCGUUCGUGGUUGUAUUGUUGAUGGAAAUUUAAGCGUCCUAUCGUUGGUUAUUGUUCGUAAAGGAUUAAAAGAUAUCCCUGGAUUGACCGAUUCAAAUAUACCGAGACGUUUGGGCCCGAAACGAGCCAAUAACAUUCGUAAACUUUUCAAUUUAACUAAACAAGAUGAUGUUCGUCAAUAUGUUGUUAAGAGACCGUUACCUCAAAAGGAAGGUAAAAAACAGCGGUUUAAAGCGCCUAAAGUUCAGCGUUUAAUCACACCGGAAUCUUUGCAAAAGAAACGUCAUCGUUUGGCUUUGAAAAAGAAACGUUGUUUGAAACGUAAGGAGCAGGUGAAUGUUUAUAAGAAGUUGUUGGCUCAAAGACAUAAGGAGUCGAAGCAGCGCAGGCAAGAAUUGAAGCGGCGUAGAUCUGCCAGUUUACAGGAGAGCAAAACUAGUUUGGACAGUGCUUAAAAAAAAUUAUAUUAAAACCAAGGACCUAUUUUGUUUUGUUUAAGUACUUCUUAGUAAAUCAAACGAGUACUUAAAAUGUCUGUUUCAAAAAUGGGUCCGUAUUUAUAGACUGACUAUUAUGGUGGUAAAUCCACCAUUUUUUUUCGUGUUUUUGAAUAAUUUUUGUUUUUGAAGUAAAUGGUCAUUUCUUUAGUGUCGUAGAAAACAUGGCACUCAACUAUAAACGUUUUUCUGCACUUAUACUUUUAAUAUAAUACUCCGUUUAGAAUCUGAAGAUAUAUAUUUUUUUUUGUCUCAAACCAAAGAAAAAAGUAAUGA